GACCAGACUCCAAAGGAGGCCUCAGCCAAAGGCCCUGAGGAGCCCAAGGUACCGGAGCCUGAGGAGGACAAACCUAGCAAGACCCAGCAGCUGAAGAAGAUCUUUAAAGAGUACGGAGCAGUGGGAGUCUCCUUCCACAUAUGUAUGUCCCUCAUGUCUCUGGGCAUGUUCUACCUCGCUGUGUCCAGGUACUGUAUGUUGCAAGACUUCAACAGUAUUUGUCACAUAUACAAAAACAUUACAUUUGUCUUCCCAGUUGACAUGGCUCUGUUCAUCCCAAACUGUUUGAGGCCUGAAAACAUCUUGAUUGAUUUUGUGAACUACUGUAGCACUUUAAGCACACUGCAUUCAGUCAUUUCACAUGCCAUUUUAAUUUGGAAGGUGCCAAUGACAAUAGGGGGAAGGUCCUCGACUGAUUGUGUAAUGUAGGCCAAGCUGUUGUUAGUAAGACUGUCUGUAGCCGUGGACCCAUGGCCUGGUUAUGUGAGCACCAUCUCUGACUGACUGCCUGCCUGCUGGCUCUCUGCCAGCCCAGUAGGCUGAAUACCAGAGGGAUUGAGUCCAGAUUAUCAGCCAGCUCACAGAUCUCCCCUGAUAGCUGUAAUGGCCCUUGGAUUCAACACCCUAUUGGCCCGCCCGGUGCUACAAUUCACUAAAACACCACAUAAUUGCUGUGGGAGAGACAUGGGGACAUUCUGAAAUGGCACCCUAUUCCCUAUAGUGGUCUGAUAAUACAUUGCAGUGCAAUAGGGAGCCAUUUUAGACUUAGUUAGAUGAGUGUAGAGCAGCAUUCUAAUGGGAUGAGCAAUUAGAAACUUUUGAUACAAUUCAUUACUUAAUAGUUUAUUUCUUCAUAAAGUAUUUCAAUAGUCUGCAUCUUUGAGGUACAAGUUAGCAAUAUCCAACAAUUGCUUUGAGGACCAUGAUGAAAUCCUAUCCAGUGCUAAAGUUAUAUGGCUCCCUCUGGUGUGUGUGUGUGUGUUCCUCUCCACAGUGGGAUCGACAUGGCUGCUAUCCUGUACAAGAUAGGGUUCAGUGAAUCUCUGGUUCAGUCCAAGUUGGCAGCAGGGACAAGUACGUUUGUCCUGGCAUACGCCAUCCACAAGCUGUUUGCUCCGCUCCGUAUCAGCAUCACUCUGAUGUCAGUGCCUCUUCUUGUACGACACGUCAGAAAGACUGGCCUCUUCAAGACACCCACCUCACCUACACCCUGA
Coregonus sp. 'balchen' is the source of this 1214-nucleotide messenger RNA. The record is from the annotation of a GenBank genome assembly. Lineage: Eukaryota; Metazoa; Chordata; Actinopteri; Salmoniformes; Salmonidae.